This is a messenger RNA of Coccinella septempunctata (seven-spotted ladybird), 2587 nucleotides long. RefSeq names its product ABC transporter G family member 20-like. The record is from RefSeq and is a predicted model, not a curated record. NCBI's taxonomy places the organism in Eukaryota, Metazoa, Arthropoda, Insecta, Coleoptera, Coccinellidae. Gene Ontology annotation, molecular function: ATP hydrolysis activity; ABC-type transporter activity; ATP binding. The transcript is spliced from 14 exons. Bases 218 to 2335 code for a protein of 705 amino acids. Gene Ontology annotation, cellular component: membrane.
UUUAAUAGUCGUCGGUAGUCAGAACUUGAAGCUCGCAUGAAAUUAUACCUGGAGGCGUGAAGCAUCGUCAACAAUUUCCGCAAGACCUCGAUAGUUGCAUAUGAAAAUAAAUAAAGAUUUAUUCAGUUUCUGAACGGCAAUCGUGUGAGAUUUGAGUAAAUAGUUAUCAUAAAUUGUGAGUGCGGAUUUUAAAAUUCGAAGUGAAGAAAACGGAAGGAUGCAUCAAAAUGUUGCAAUUUCCGUUCAGAACGCCUAUAAAUCAUAUGAUAAGAAUUAUAUCCUUGAAAACUUCUGUAUGAAAGUUCCCAGAGGUUGUAUCUAUGGUCUACUUGGUGCUAGUGGUUGCGGUAAAACAACUUUAUUGAGUUGUAUUGUUGGCAGGAAGAAAUUCAACAGUGGGGAACUAUGGGUCCUUGGAGGUAAGCCAGGUACAGUGGGAAGUGGCGUUCCAGGUCCAAAAGUAGGAUUCAUGCCACAGGAAAUAGCUCUAGUAGGAGAAUUUACAGUUUUGGAUGCUGUGUUUUAUUUUGGAAGACUAGCUAAUAAAAAUGAUUCAGAAAUUUUGGCGAAUUUCAUGGAAUUAAAACAAUUGCUCGAUCUACCACCCGAUGACAGGUAUGUGAAAGAGUGCAGUGGUGGCCAACAGAGGAGGGUCUCUUUUGCAGCAGCUCUAAUCCACAAUCCAGAAUUACUAAUUCUUGAUGAGCCGACAGUUGGAGUGGAUCCAAUUCUAAGAGAAAAGAUUUGGAACUACCUUGGGGAAUUAACACAGAAAAAAAAUACGGCUGUGAUAAUAACUACACAUUACAUUGAGGAAACGAGACAAGCAAAUCUGAUAGGUUUAUUGAGGGGUGGUAAGCUUUUAGCAGAAGCUUCCCCCAAUGAACUUCUGGCGAAAUUCAACACAAGCAGUUUAGAAGAGGUUUUUUUGAUAUUGAGCCAGAAACAAGAAGCUGGCAUUCUAGAAAAUACAUUACAGUCUCGUCCAGAAGAAUUCGACUCAAAUCUAAGCAUCGAGUCCUUACCUGAAGAAAAAAACAGAUCGAUAGAGGUACUUACGAAAACGAAUAAAAAAGUGAAGUUGAAAUCGACAAGCAGCAUGACAAUAAAUCCACACAGGGCGAAAGCAUUGCUUGGUAAAAAUCUGAAACAGUUUUAUCGAAAUACAAGUGGCCUUCUCUUUCUCCUCUUUUUUCCAUUGCUGGAAAUUCUGGCAUUCAUGUUAGGAAUCGGACGGGAAAUAAGAGGAAUACCUAUAGCUAUCGUAAACGAUGAGAAUAAAAACAAACUCUGUGAUGGCUUCUCAGUAAAUGGCAGUGCUAUACCUUAUGGAUAUAUCAACUGUCAUUUCCAUAACCUCAGUUGCAGAUUUAUUUCAUUUUUGGAUGACCCUAUGCUGGAUAUGAUAUACGUGGAUAGUUUUCAUGAAGCACUUACAGGAAUAAAACAUGGAAAAUGGGUUGGGGCAAUACAUAUUUCUGAAAAUUAUACAGCAGCUUCUGAGGAAAGAUUCAACUCAGGUCCUGAUACUACAGAUGAUGCGUUAGAUUCUAGUCAGAUUAAAGCUUAUCUUGAUAUGUCCAACAGACAGAUCGGUUAUACAAUAAAAUACAAACUACUAGAUCUAUAUAUGGAUUUUCAAAAAAGCAUUUUCAAGGACUGCGAUUUCGAGAAAAAAUUCGCAGAAAAACCCAUCAAUUUUCUCGAUCCAGUGUAUGGAGUAGACGGAGAACAUUUUACAGAAUAUUUACUUCCUGGUGUUGUGAACACAAUUGCUUAUUUCUCUGGAACACUUCUUACUUCCCAAAUAAUCUUGACGGAUAGACUAGAAGGUGUUUGGGAUAGAUCGGCUGUAGCUGGUGUUACUGCUAUGGAAAUAACGAUAACCCAUUUCAUCCUACAGUUCACACUCCUGCUGGUACAGAAUUUGGAAAUAUUUUUAGUUGCCUUCCUAUUUUUCGAAAUAUCCAGUGUUGGCAACUUAUUCACCCUCUACUUUUUCAUUGUUCUGGAAGGAAUUAAUGGAAUGGCCCUUGGUUUUUGGAUAUCCAUUGUGAGCAGCAAUUAUACGAUGGCAAAUAUUCUCACAUGCGGAGCGUUUUAUCCCAUGAUUUUACUUUGCGGAGUGAUAUGGCCGUUAGAAGCACAACCUAAAAUUUUGCAAUUCGUUUCAAAUACACUCCCUUUCACUAUACCUACUCAGUCCUUUAGGAAUGUCUUUAUGAAGGGGUGGGGCUUAGGCCAUUACGAAGUUUUAAAUGGAGUAGGCGUGGGAGUGCUCUGGUUAAUUUUAGUUAUAUCAAUUUGUAUUUUCAAGCUGAAAACAAUUCAGUGAGAACAUGAAUUAUUCGAAAUCUUGCACGUUUAUCUAGUAUUUCAUUUUCUGCCUCACAUCUUUUCUAUAUACUAGGAGGAAAACUUUGAGAUUGUAUCCAUUGAGUGCACUAAUAGAGUAUAAAAUAAAGCACAUAAAUCUUUCCAGAAAGGAGCAUUCACUCGUUCUAUGAGAUUUGUAUAUUUAGCUACAAAAGUGAUCUGUAUGUCAGUAGAAAAAAAGUUCGUUAAUAAACUUGAAUUUUUACAUGAA